AUGCAGGCCAGCGGGGGUGCCGAGGGGGAGCUGGGAGGCGAGGGGGAGCGGGAGCCCCUGAACCCGGAGGCGGCGGACACGCUGGGGGUGUCCCCCACCUACCGGGAGUUCGUGCGGCACAGCUACCUGGAGCUGAUGGGUGCCAACCAGCACUCGCUGCACGCCCUCAACUGGCGGCGUCUCUACCUCAGCCGGGCUAAGCUCAAGGCCUCGAGUCGCACCUCAGCCUUGCUCUCCGGCUUCGCCAUGGUGGCGAUGGUGGAGGUGCAGCUGGAGGACUAUGACUACCCGCCGGGGCUGCUGAUAGCCUUCAGUGCCUGCACGACGGUGCUGGUGGCCGUGCACCUCUUCGCCCUCAUGGUCAGCACCUGCAUCCUGCCCAACAUCGAGGCCGUCAGCAACAUCCACAACCUCAACUCGGUCAACGAGUCGCCCCACGAGCGCAUGCACCGCUAUAUCGAGCUGGCCUGGGGCUUCUCCACCGCCCUGGGCAUCUUCCUCUUCCUCACCGAGGUGGUGCUCAUCUGCUGGGUCAAGUUCAUGCCCGUGGCCGGCGGCGGCUGGGACGCCGCCGUGGCCUCCACCGUCAUCAUGGUGCCGGUGGGGGUGGUGUUCGUGGUGUUCGCCCUCCACUUCUACCGCUCGCUGGUGAGCCACAAGACCGACCGGCACCAGCAGGAGCUGGAGGAACUCUGCAAGAUUAAGUACCAGCUGGAUGGAGAGGCUACCGCGGUACAAACUGUGUGA
This is a messenger RNA of Emys orbicularis (European pond turtle), 747 nucleotides long. RefSeq names its product ORAI calcium release-activated calcium modulator 3 (gene ORAI3). NCBI's taxonomy places the organism in Eukaryota, Metazoa, Chordata, Testudines, Emydidae. The coding region runs from base 1 to 747 and encodes 248 amino acids. Gene Ontology annotation, molecular function: store-operated calcium channel activity. Gene Ontology annotation, cellular component: membrane. The record is from RefSeq and is a predicted model, not a curated record. Gene Ontology annotation, biological process: store-operated calcium entry. The transcript has 2 exons.